GGGGUGAAGACACUCGCAAAACUUUCACUAACCAGCUCUAUGAGGCUUUGGUUGAUGUGGGUCUUCGUAGUUUUAUGGAUGACAAUGAGAUUGAAAGAGGAGAGAACAUUAAGUCUGAACUGGAUAAAGCUAUCCACCAGUCAAAGGGAUCAAUCAUUGUUUUGUCGAAAAACUAUGCAUCUUCCAGCUGGUGCCUUGAUCUUGUCAUGAUCCUGGAGAACAAAAAGAACAGAGGACAUGCAAUUCUUCCUGCUUUCUACUAUGUUGAUUCAUCUGAUAAAUUGCUGGAAAAUUCAGAAGAUGGUCAAGCAUGGGCUAAGCGGAUCGAAGGGUGGAGGAAAGCACUCAAAGAGGUUUCUAGUCUUGGGGGGAUGACUUUACAGGGCCAAACUGAAAG
Messenger RNA from Solanum tuberosum (potato), 397 nucleotides. Its product is annotated as TMV resistance protein N-like. NCBI's taxonomy places the organism in Eukaryota, Viridiplantae, Streptophyta, Magnoliopsida, Solanales, Solanaceae. Gene Ontology annotation, biological process: signal transduction. The transcript is spliced from 2 exons. The record is from RefSeq and is a predicted model, not a curated record. The annotation marks the transcript as partial.